Molecule: messenger RNA, 690 nt
Organism: Thlaspi arvense
Lineage: Eukaryota; Viridiplantae; Streptophyta; Magnoliopsida; Brassicales; Brassicaceae
Source: the annotation of a GenBank genome assembly
AUGUCUGAUAUCCCUUCUUGUUCUAGCGGCAAUAACACAAACAGCGAUGAUUCUGGUAACUUUGAGUGUAACAUCUGCUUGGACUUGGCUCAAGACCCGAUUGUGACUCUCUGUGGUCACUUGUUCUGUUGGCCUUGCUUGUACAGAUGGCUCCAUCUCCAUUCUCACUCCAAAGAGUGCCCUGUCUGCAAAGCCCUCAUCGAGGAAGACAGAUUGGUUCCUCUCUACGGUAGAGGCAAAUCCUCCACUGACCCUCGUUCCAGGUCUAUCCCGGGGCUCGAAGUGCCGAACCGUCCUUCGGGUCAGAGACCCGAGACUGCGCAGCCUCCUGAGCACAACAACCACCAUGGCUUUGCUCAUCACGGGUUUGGAGGGUUCAUGGGCGGUUUUGCUGCUCCGAUGGCGAGUGCGCGGUUUGCGAACGUCACGCUCUCUGCUGCGUUCGGCGGUUUGAUUCCGUCGUUGUUUAACCUCCAGUUCCAUGGUUUCCCCGAUGCGGCCAUGUAUGGAGCUGCUGCUGCUGCUUCUGGUAGCUUCCCUCACGGGUUCUCGAACCCGUUCCAUGGAGGACACUCGCAUAUGCAUAGUUAUCACCGGCACACGGGGAGACAAGGACAGCAAGACUAUCACUUGAAGGCAUUGCUCGGCUUUGUUUUCCUCAUCGUUGUGGUUUCCCUUGUCUUAAGCUAA